Messenger RNA from Cladocopium goreaui, 1506 nucleotides. NCBI's taxonomy places the organism in Eukaryota, Dinophyceae, Suessiales, Symbiodiniaceae. The record is from the annotation of a GenBank genome assembly.
AUGACAUGGCAAUGGGUUGCCAUUCUGCCCCUGUGUGGUGCUCUUGAUGGUGGCAAUCCAAGCUGCUGGUCAGGUGACUUCACUUUUGCGAACUGUUGUGGAGAUCCUGCCGCUGGUCGUCCAGCAGAUUCAUCCUGUUGGGAUGGCUACUUUACCGAAGAACUUUGUUGCCACGGCUCAGCUGACCUCCAUGGUUUGGGUUCCUCCAGCUGCUGGGAACUCAUGGGUUUGGACGCCCGGAGCGGCUUCACCAACUGCUGCAGCCCUGGGACGGCGCGGCGUUCGCAGCAGUGCUGGGGGACCAAUCCCAUGCUGACGGAAGCGCGCUGCUGUGGGGAUGACCUGGUGGAUGAAGAUCCGGCCAACUUGCCACAUGAUGCGGUCAGGCGCUUCGACACGGCCAUCUCGGCAUUGAACAUCCACAAUUAUUUGCAUAGCCAUCAGGUGCGCAGCAAUCCAGGUCUGGGAAAGAUCUUUUUGCUGUCGGACGUGUUGACGGUGCAUCGUCCCAAGUUGCUGGAAGUGAUUCAGCCGAAGGAUGUGCCGCGGGCGUCGGCCAAGUAUCGACCCUUGAGGCCCCAGGCGUUGCAACCGGCCUCGCAUCGGGGGAAAGACCUAGUGGAUUUGCCCAACCUGAGCCAAGAUGACCUGCCAUCAGAUGCCGAAGAGCUGAAAGACUGUCAGGGAGACUGCAAAAAUGGCACUUUCUUCUUGCUCUACGCAGAAUCCGAUGAGUUUCUACUUGAAGCAGUGUCAGCAGUUCAGCAUUCCGGGCAGAUUUGGGAAGCUUGGAAUCUGGGUAAUUUACGGCCCCAUCCAGCUGCACGUUUCCAUGAGAAGUACAAGACCCGCUACAUUUGGACGGACAAGGCAUGCUUGGACGCCUAUGUCACAGCUUCAGCAACUGCCUUUGGUCCAAUGCGUCGGAUGGCGGAAAGCGAGUGCAUUUGCCAAGCUCUGGCGAUGACGAAGAAAUUGCCUGGCGCUUACAUGGAGAUUGGAGUUUUCGAAGGUGAUGCAUCCUUAGUGGCCAUGGCCUACAUGGCGCGGAGUCGCCUGACGCGAAAGGCCUAUUUUUUAGACACUUUCCAGGGAUUCAAUUACGCUGAAGCUAAGCAGUCGACUGAAGUUGGCUUUGCUGGGACCCAUCGAGUGUGGCCCACACCGGAACUGGCAGUGGAUGCGAUCAGAGCCAAGCUGCUACAGGUUGCGGAUUCGCCAUUCGAACUUGUGAUUGCGAACAUCCUCCGAGACGAACUUCCAUCAGCUGAACGGGAAGUAGCAGUCGCCUAUUUGGAUGUGGAUUCUUAUGAGGCGACCUUGGCAGGAUUGAUAAAGCUCCAGGAGAAAUUGGUGGUUGGUGGUAUCAUCCUUAUGGAUGAUGCCCCCGCAACUCCGAAAUUAGCAGGUGCACUCCUAGCGAUGCACGAGUUUAUGGAUCAAUACCAAGAUCAAUUUGUGAAGAUGCUUUGGACUGGAGCUUAUGCGUUGUUUCGAAUCAAAUAA